Molecule: messenger RNA, 1089 nt
Organism: Syzygium oleosum
Lineage: Eukaryota; Viridiplantae; Streptophyta; Magnoliopsida; Myrtales; Myrtaceae
Exons: 2
Coding region: 73-819 (248 amino acids)
Biological process (GO): protein ubiquitination; modification-dependent protein catabolic process
Cellular component (GO): cytoplasm; nucleus
Molecular function (GO): protein tag activity; ubiquitin protein ligase binding
Source: RefSeq, a predicted model, not a curated record
ACCCUUACCAUUACAAGUAACGGAGAGGAAGUGGACGUGUUUUUCAUCGUUCUGCUCCAACGUUCUGCUCCAAUGGCUGCUUCGCCUUCUCAACUUCCACGCUCCGUGCCUCCAAAUGCUGAAGAAGAAGAGGUGAAUCUAUACUUGAAGAUCACCAAGACAGUGGCCCUGAGAGCUAGGAGAGAUUCGACCGUGAAGCAUAUUAAAGCAUCGAUUCAGGACAAGGAACAAAUCGAUGAACAUAGUCAGCGGCUUUUUUUUGGAGGCGAUCAUCUCGAAGAUGGAAAAAGACUAGUUGAUUAUGGCAUCCAUGGUGACUCCACGCUCCAUCUCAUCUUUCGGGACUCGACUAGGAUUACAGUAAAUGUCGAGAUCUCAUUGACCCAGAAAAAUUUGCUGGUCGAAGCAAGGCGUCUGGAUACUGUUCGAAAUGUUAAACUGAUGAUUCAAGCCAAGGAAGGGAUACGGCCGGAUGAGUUCACUCUGGUAUUUGGUGGAAAGGUGCUUGCGGAGGACAGGACCCUCGCCUCGCUCGACUUGCUGCCAGAACCCACAUUUCAUUUGGUUUACCUUCCCAAAGAUGAUGUGUCAAUUAUUGUCGACACGUCCAGUCGCAAAGUCACAUUAGGCGCUAAAUCUUGGUACACUGUGCGUGAUGUCAAAGCCAUAGUUGGAGCGAUGAUGUCGGCACAGGUGAUGAGUUCGCAUAUGGUCUAUCAGGGGAGGAAGCUUGAGGAUCACGCGACCUUAGCUUGUUACAAUGUUGCGGAUGGCUCUGUCUUAGAAUUGGUGUCUCCUCUGUUUUAUUUCUUCGAUUAGCCUCAUAGUAAAUGAAAUGCCGUGAGUUUGUAAGUACUGAAUGAUCAGCGUCAUAGUUCUGACUUGGCUGCUGAAUUAGAAUGGACUUUUAAUGGAAAGCGGGAAAUUAGUGUCUGACAUUUAUGCAACUGAUGCUAAUUUUCUUGGUAUGUCAUUAGUACAUCAUGUGCAAUGAAGGUCUAGUGUAUAUCUCUGCUUCCCUACAUCGAAUAUCUACACAUUGUAGAAUCACAGCAGUACAUUAUAUUUCCGUUUAUUCUGUUUGAUCAA